This is a messenger RNA of Neurospora hispaniola, 347 nucleotides long. RefSeq lists its product as uncharacterized. Lineage: Eukaryota; Fungi; Ascomycota; Sordariomycetes; Sordariales; Sordariaceae. The coding region runs from base 29 to 256 and encodes 75 amino acids. The transcript has a single exon. The record is from RefSeq and is a predicted model, not a curated record.
UUUUUUUUUUUUUUUUGCAGAUUUUUAGAUGCUUUUUGGUGUUUUUUUCCACAUCAUCCAAACAAAGCGUUUCCAGACUUUUUACUACCUUUUAGUUUCCACUUCUACAUUAGAUAAUGCUGUUUCUUAUAUUCUUUUUGUUUCGGUUCAUAGGUUUCUUUUUUUUUUCUUUGUUAUUUCUAACUGUCUUGUCUUGUGUAGUAUAAUAGCAAGAUGUGGAACUAUGUGUGGUAUGAUGAUUGCUGUGCAACGGUGAUGGAAUUUCUCGAGUGGGUUGUCAGUUGGGUGAGCAUGAAGUUUUCAUUGUAGAAUAUCGCACGAUGUAGUAAAGUCGCUCGUUCGCCUCG